This is a messenger RNA of Stegodyphus dumicola, 1260 nucleotides long. RefSeq names its product DNZDHHC/NEW1 zinc finger protein 11 (gene Dnz1). Gene Ontology annotation, molecular function: palmitoyltransferase activity. NCBI's taxonomy places the organism in Eukaryota, Metazoa, Arthropoda, Arachnida, Araneae, Eresidae. The record is from RefSeq and is a predicted model, not a curated record.
UUUAUUGUUAUUUGACAACAAAUCGACUGCUCUGCUUAUGAUUUUAAGGAAAUGCAAUUAUCUAACUUAUAUUUAUUCCAAAAAUAAUUUUCUUCGGAAAAAAUUGUGAUGAAAAUCCACACUUACUGUAAUGGCUGUGUUCAGAUUAGAUCCUUGUGGCAUAAUCUGCAUUAUAUUAACUUAUUUAGCAGUAUUUUAUGCAGAUUAUGCUGUAGUGGAAUGGAUGGUAAUACCAACGAUGUCGACAAGCUUAUGGGGAGCUUUCAACGUAGUUUGCUUUAACACUAUAGUAUUUUUACUGAUCAUGGCUCACUUGCGAGCAGUUUUUUCUGAUCCUGGAAUUGUUCCCUUUCCUGAUAACAAUUUAGAUUUCUCAGAUAUGCAUAGUGGAGUUGGAUCUCCAGUACAUAAGGAGGAUUGGACUGUAUGCUCCCGAUGCGAAACUUAUAGGCCUCCUAGAGCUCAUCAUUGUCGAAUAUGUCGACGUUGCAUUCGCAGGAUGGACCAUCACUGCCCAUGGAUCAAUAACUGUGUUGGAGAAUUGAAUCAAAAAUACUUCAUCCAGUUUUUGGUAUUUGUAGGUUUAGCUAGUUUAUAUUCUGUCAUCAUGGUUAUCAUUUCGUGGGCAUCAGACUGUGUAGACUGUAAAAAUGAAAUGGUUUUUAAACAGCAUCGGGUGAUACAUACUGUACUCCUAUUAAUUGAAAGCCUUCUCUUUGGUAUUUUUGUGAUUGCUAUAAUGUGUGAUCAGGUAUGAAAUUUCAGUAUUUGUUUUAUUUUUUGUUUAAUUUUACUUGUAUAUUUAUUUGUUUUUUAUUAUUAGCAUUAUAUCAACCAAAUUUAAAAGUAAUUUUAAGUUAAAUAAAAAAGUUUUUUAGGUUAAAUAAAAGUUUAAACUGACUUAUAACAAUGCAAUUCAGUAUGAAACUGUUGAAUCAGAGAUUAAAAGAAUAAAAAGUUGUAUUGGUUGGUGUUAAGUUGAGAAAAAGAGACUGUUUAACUUAUCUCAAAAUUAAGUACAAAUUUUUACAUUAUAAGAAAUAAUUAAUUCAUCAACCUGUAACUGUAAUUUUCAUCUAUUAGGAAAUUUUCCAUUCUGAAAGUUAGAGAGUUAAAAUCUGCAUACAGGUCAGGGCUUCAAAAGUCAUUGUGGUACUUAAUGAUGAGUAUAAGCUUGAAGCUUUGCAAAUGUAUGUCAACAGAGUGGUGUAAAAAAAAAAAAAAAAAAAAAAAAAAAAAAAAAAACCCUUCAUUUGAGAU